Molecule: messenger RNA, 1112 nt
Organism: Sesamum indicum (sesame)
Lineage: Eukaryota; Viridiplantae; Streptophyta; Magnoliopsida; Lamiales; Pedaliaceae
Source: RefSeq, a predicted model, not a curated record
CGUUUGCCAUGUCAGGAAAGAACUCCAAAAUCAAGCUCAGCUUUCUCACUCCCAAAUGGCCAAUACAAUCAUGGCUUUUGCUAUCUCCACUCCCUCACUGAAUUCUUCUUCAUCAUACCAUGGAGGGAUACCCUCUCUCUUUGUUUCAGUCCCUAAAUAUGCAAUAUUUCAGCAACUUAAAGCCAUUCCUCAUCUGGGCUUUGCUCCUUUUUCUCAAUGGAGUGGACUAAAGCAACUGGGCAUCUCAAUCCCAAAAUCUUCAGCAAAAAUGGGUGGGAAGGGGAAAUGUAAAGGCAGAGGAGUUUAUGCUUCUUUAUUCGGAGUUGGGGCUCCUGAGGCUCUAGUCAUUGGGGUGGUCGCUUUGUUAGUUUUCGGACCUAAAGGUCUUGCCGAGGUUGCUCGUAACUUAGGUAAAACACUGCGUGCAUUUCAACCUACGAUAAGAGAACUCCAGGAAGUCUCAAGGGAAUUUAAGAGCAGUCUUGAGCGAGAAAUUGGUCUUGAUGAAAUCAGCAAUUCUAUUCCAAGAACUUUCAGCUCUGACAUCCCUAGAACUGCGCCAAUGGACACCUCCGAGGAUUCAGGGACAAACAUUGAAAGCAAAGAGUCUCCAGAAGAUAAUAGUUCUCCAUCUGAAAGUGGAGGCUACACAGCCGACGAGUACUUAAAGGUCACUCAAGCUCAAUUCGAAGGAGCUCUUGCGCAGCUACGGAAAGAGCAAGAAGAGGAGGAAAAGAAGAACAGGGCUCUGUCUGAAUCCCAAACUCCCUCUCAGGGAACUUCUCAAGAACUGUCUUCAGUGAUAGCUCCUUCCGAGAAUCCUGACAUAGAGGCUCUGCAAGAAUCUGCUUCAGUGCUGCCUCCUGGCCCUUCUCCAGACCCAUGAAACUUUGAAACAAGUAUUAUGUUUGUCCACUGACUGUUACUGGGAAGUUAGGAAUUGCAGAUUAUUACUUCCAAAAGAGAUCACUCUCACUCACGUAUACAUAUAAAUUCAGUCCAUCUCCUUUAUAGAAAUUUGUUAUUUUUGUAGUGGAGGACUUCCAAUCUGAUGUAGGUAAAAUGGAGAAAAUCCAUGUGAUUGAGAUAUAACAAAGUGUCACUUACAACUA